GGUUCCCCGGAAGAAAACCUGACAAAAAGCUACAAAUUCAUGUUCCAGAAACCGCUCGACGUCCGCGAAGUGUUGUCGUGGAGGAUCGAGGAGCUCGGUGACGCCUUGAAGAGCCACCACCGCUUGGAGGACUUCGCCUCCGUGGCCCUCCCGGCGCAGGAAGCGGUGACGACGUUGGGCCAGAUCGGUUGUGAUGGCAACGGGAAGCUCAACGCACAAUCGGUGGUGCUGGCGGGCGACCGGGAGCACUCGUCAGGCGCACAAAUACCCCUCGACCUCUCCGAAUUGAGGGAAUAUUCCCUUUUUCCCGGCCAGGUGGUGGCGCUGGAGGGGACCAACAGCACCGGGAGGAAGAUGGUGGUGUCCAAGAUCUACGAGGGGGUGCCCCUUCCCUUCCACGCGCCGACGCAGCCGUCCUCAGGGUGGCCUGCGGACCCUUCACCACCUCCGACAGCGUCGCCUACGACCCCCUCAGCGACCUCCUGGAGGUCAUCGCCCGCGAGCGCCCCCACCUCUGCGUCCUG
Molecule: messenger RNA, 524 nt
Organism: Mesitornis unicolor (brown roatelo)
Lineage: Eukaryota; Metazoa; Chordata; Aves; Mesitornithiformes; Mesitornithidae
Gene: POLA2
Product: polymerase (DNA directed), alpha 2, accessory subunit
Exons: 6
Biological process (GO): DNA replication initiation
Cellular component (GO): alpha DNA polymerase:primase complex
Source: RefSeq, a predicted model, not a curated record